CUGAUGUGUGGAGUAAAGUCCUCCUAGGCCUUUGUAAAGUCAUCCUGUCUUCUCAGGAGCUUCUCAGACUUGUGCCCCAAAGAUGAGGGCUCAAGAGGACUCCGAGGACCAGACACAGCAGGAUCCCCAGGGCUCCAAGGGAGCUUCCACCAGGAACCCGAAGAUGUCCCUGCCCACAGAGCCCAAGACUGACAUGUUGUACAAGAUUGAAGAUGUGCCACCCUGGUACCUGUGCAUCCUGCUGGGCUUCCAGCAUUACCUGACUUGCUUCAGCGGCACCAUCGCCGUGCCCUUCCUCCUGGCUGAGGCGCUGUGUGUGGGCCACGAUCAGUACAUGGUCAGUCAACUCAUUGGCACCAUCUUCACAUGUGUGGGCAUCACCACUCUCAUCCAGACCACACUGGGCAUCCGGCUUCCCCUGUUCCAGGCCAGUGCCUUUGCAUUUCUGGUUCCAGCCAAAGCCAUCCUGGCCCUGGAGAAGUGGAAAUGCCCGCCAGAAGAGGAGAUCUACGGUAACUGGAGUCUGCCUCUGAACACCUCUCAUAUCUGGCACCCACGGAUGCGAGAGAUCCAGGGUGCAAUCAUGGUGUCCAGCAUAGUGGAGGUGGUGAUCGGGCUGACAGGGCUGCCUGGGGCCCUCCUCAGCUACAUUGGGCCUCUCACGGUCACCCCCACUGUCUCUCUUAUUGGCCUCUCCGUCUUCCAAGCUGCUGGCGACCGAGCUGGCUCCCACUGGGGCAUCUCAGCUUGCUCCAUUCUCCUGAUCGUCCUCUUCUCCCAGUACCUUCGCAAUGUCGCCUUCCUGCUGCCUGUCUACCGAUGGAGCAAGGGCCUCACUCUUUUCCGAAUCCAGAUCUUCAAGAUGUUUCCUAUUGUGCUGGCCAUUAUGACCGUGUGGCUCCUCUGCUAUGUGCUGACACUGACAGAUGUGCUGCCCUCAGAUCCGACAGCUUAUGGCUUCCAGGCACGAACUGAUGCUCGUGGGGAUAUCAUGGCUAUUUCACCCUGGAUCCGCAUCCCCUAUCCCUGUCAGUGGGGCUUGCCCACAGUGACAGUGGCUGCUGUCCUGGGAAUGUUCAGUGCCACCCUGGCAGGCAUCAUCGAGUCCAUUGGCGAUUACUAUGCUUGCGCCCGCCUGGCAGGUGCCCCGCCCCCUCCAGUCCAUGCAAUCAAUAGGGGCAUCUUCACCGAAGGCAUCUGCUGCAUUAUCGCAGGACUGCUGGGCACCGGCAACGGGUCCACCUCGUCAAGUCCAAAUAUUGGCGUCCUAGGGAUUACCAAGGUGGGCAGCCGCCGUGUGGUGCAGUACGGUGCUGGUAUCAUGCUGGUCCUGGGCGCCGUCGGCAAAUUCACUGCUCUGUUCGCCUCGCUCCCUGACCCCAUUCUGGGGGGCAUGUUCUGCACCCUCUUCGGCAUGAUUACGGCUGUGGGGUUGUCCAACCUGCAGUUUGUGGACAUGAACUCCUCCCGCAACCUUUUUGUGCUGGGAUUUCCCAUGUUCUUCGGGCUCACGUUGCCUAAUUACCUGGAUUCUAACCCUGGAGUCAUCAACACAGGUAUUCCAGAAGUGGACCAGAUUCUGACUGUGUUGCUGACCACGGAGAUGUUUGUGGGCGGAUGCCUUGCUUUCAUAUUGGACAACACAGUGCCAGGGAGCCCCGAGGAACGAGGCCUGAUUCAGUGGAAAGCUGGGGCCCAUGCCAACAGUGAGACAUCUGCCAGCCUGAAGAGUUACGAUUUCCCCAUUGGGAUGGACACAGUAAAAAAGAUUGCCUUUCUGAAAUACAUUCCCAUCUGCCCAGUCUUCAAAGGAUUCUCUUUGAGAUCAAAAAACCACCCUCCAGUUCAAGAAGACACUCCAGAAAAUACAGAAGCUGUAUCUGUGUGCACCAAGGUCUGAAAAAAGUUACUUCCAAAAAAGGAGGCAUGGUAUGUAACAGGAAAAGAAAACUACAUGGGGAGCCAGAAGAUCUAAGUUCGAAGUCUCAGCUCUGUCCCUAUCUACGUGUUCUAUGUGUGCAAGGAUAAAUCACCCUGAGACUCCAUUUUUUUGGGAGCGUACUGGGAAUUGAACUUAGAACCUUGAGCUUUCAAGGCAGGUGCGGCACCACUGAGCUAAAUCUCUGGCCUCUGAGACUCCAUUUUUGUAACAGUUUGAACAAAAUGGAGAAAGUCUCUAGGAGCUGUAGAGACAUGUACCAAUAUUAUUCUAAGCUUCUAAAUCUUUACUUCCCUAAGUUGACACAUCAGGUGUAUAGGAAGAAUAGCUGGAACUCCUCUAUUGCAUUUUGGAGAGCAAUGAUAAAAAGAAAACGAGAGCUAGGCAUGGUGGUGCAUGCCUGUAAUCCUAGCAACUCAGGAGGCUGAGGCAGGAGGAUGGACAUGAGUUCCAGGCCAGCCUGGGCUACAAAGUGAGUUUCAUAACUUAUACAUAACAACUUCCUUGGACAGGAUCUAUUCUCCUUUCUCCCACAGGAAAUAUGUCAAACAAGCGUACAGUUUACAGGUAGAGAUGUAGUUUAGCGAUAAGAGCAUCUGCUCAGAAUGCUUGAGGCCCUAGCUUCAAUCUGCAACAUCACAUAUACACAAAAAAGUCAAAAGUGUAGAUAAACAGUAUUCUUAAAUACACAAUAUUCUGGCAGUUAUAAAAGAGUAAGAACAAAUGAAUCUUAAAUAGAAUGAAAAGAACAAACCAGUUUCUGAUUUAUGGAUUUAUACUGGGUUCAGAUUAAAGUUAUACUCCACAAGCCAGGCAUGGUGGUACAUGCCUAUAAUCCCAGCACUCCAGAAUCUGAGGCAGGAGGAUUGCCACAAGUUCAAGGUUAGCAUGAACUACAUAGCAAGACCCUAUCUCAAAAAAAUCAAUCAAUCAAUCAAUCAAUCAAUCAAUCAAUCAAUCAAGUUAUACUGUACAUUUAGCCUAGCAAGAAGCUUUACUCAUCAGGGCAUGACAUGACUAAUGUAGCCAUAAGCAAGUAUGAUUGCAACAGACUCUUUUUUGGUACCAGGGAUCAAACUCAGGACCCUGUGCUUGUGAAGCAGGCGUGGUGCCACUGAGCUAAAUCCCUGGCUAGACUCUUAAAAUUAUAUAUCUGGUCAACUGGGUUAAGUCAUUUACUACAACAAAGGCUAUACUAUACCAUCAGGUAAAUUUCAGUGCUUUUGUUUUAGAAGAAUGUUUUCUGAAUGCCUGAUGGGCAGGACAGCUGUAUAAUAAAUCAUCUGCGGUGUUUUUUAAAAAUUAAAAUGCUUAAAAGACUGA
Molecule: messenger RNA, 3262 nt
Organism: Heterocephalus glaber (naked mole-rat)
Lineage: Eukaryota; Metazoa; Chordata; Mammalia; Rodentia; Bathyergidae
Gene: Slc23a1
Product: solute carrier family 23 member 1
Biological process (GO): transmembrane transport
Cellular component (GO): membrane
Molecular function (GO): transmembrane transporter activity
Source: RefSeq, a predicted model, not a curated record